GAGGCAGGCGAGGGGACCGCGCCACCUGAGGCGGCUAGGCGCACGCCUCUCUUUCUAUGCGGUUAGGGGAUGGCCCCCAUCUCCUUCCCACGGUGAGGUGAAACAAGCUGGCCGUGUACCGUCGCCCGCCGGAGCAGCCCCGGGGAAGUCCGGUCGGGUAAGGCAUCGUGGUGCCUCGCCCCUUUUCUCGGCAGCCGGGCGGGCAGGGGAAGAAGAGUCGCCCUAACGGGCCGUGGGGCGGGUAUGCCACACUUCAGUUUCAGCUGGGGUCCCGAGACCAAAGGGUGAAAAUAAGCGAGCCCCCCACUCCCCGCCUCCGUAAAGCGUCCAUCCCGCUAGCCAUGAGCAGCCGCGACCACCUGUUCAAAGUGUUGGUGGUGGGGGACGCCGCGGUGGGCAAGACGUCCCUGGUGCAGCGAUAUUCCCAGGACAGCUUCAGCAAACACUACAAGUCCACGGUGGGAGUGGACUUUGCUCUGAAGGUUCUCCAGUGGUCUGACUCAGAGAUGGUGCGCCUCCAGCUGUGGGAUAUUGCAGGGCAGGAGCGUUUCACCUCUAUGACCCGACUUUACUAUCGGGAUGCCUCUGCCUGUGUUAUUAUGUUUGAUGUUACCAAUGCCACUACCUUCAGAAACAGCCAGAAAUGGAAGCAAGACUUGGACAGCAAGCUCACACUGCCCAAUGGAGAGCCGGUGCCCUGCCUGCUCUUAGCCAACAAGUGUGAUCUAUCCCCCUGGGCAGUGAGCCGAGACCAGGUUGACCGGUUCAGUAAAGAGAAUGGUUUCACAGGUUGGACAGAAACCUCGGUCAAGGAGAACAAAAAUAUUAAUGAGGCCAUGAGAGUCCUCAUUGAAAAGAUGAUGAGCAAUUCCAGAGAAGAUAUGUCUUUGUCCACUCAGGGGAACUACAUCAACCUGCAAACCAAGCCCUCCUCCAGCUGGGCCUGCUGCUAGUAGCAUUUGGCUUGUUUUCCCUCUCAGCUCCAGGAGGUCUUUCUCUUCGCUUUGGUUGCCCACCCAACAGUUUUACUAAGUACAUUUGACCUGUCUGCUGGUGACUGUCUGGUAAGGAGAGCCAUCAUCACUAAGAAGAGAUGCGUGGGACCCCAUGGGCAUUUCUGCCUCUUGCUUGCUGCUGGCUUAGAGAGACCAGUCAGUGUCUUCUGUCCAAACAAGAUCAUCUCAUCCCUCAGUUUGUGAUCUGGGAUUGAUUUUGUGGGAAGGAUUAGAAAUUAGCAUCUGUGUUUCAAGAAGCAUAAUUCUCACCUGCUUUUGAGUGUAUUUUUCCAUUCAAUGUAUAUUGAUAUCCCAGUCUGAUAGGACUUCAGUUACAAGGAAAGUGAGAUCAAAGCUCAUUCCCCAAAUUCCUUGUUGGCCAUUGCUUUCAGAUUCUUUCUGUUUUGCCUUCGAAUUAAACAUCUGAUUCCGAGAUGCAGGAGGAGUGGGGCCAGAUAAUAUGGGUUUAGGGCUACUGGAGGCCCUAAAUGAAAAGUCACUGUAUUUUUUUAAGAUUCUAAAGUUGUAUUAGCUUUCUCUUGUCUUGGCUCUAAAAAUAGCCAAGCUUUUAAAUGAACUCUUUGGUGAGAGCAUUUCUUUCUCCAAAGAAAUUGAUUCUCACAUUAAUGUUUUCUAGUGUCUUUUUCCCAGUGGGCUGGGGACCGGGUUUGCAGGUUUCUGGGUUGAUGUCUUGCUGCAUAAUGCUGCAAGUGACAUCAGUUGGCUAUGGUGCCCUAAAAUAGGUCUGUUCCUCAAAGCUCUGGGAGUCUGAGUGGAAGAAGAGGCAGAGGUUAACAGAACAAAAUCCUGUGGGGCAACUUGCUUAUGAGCACUUUUGUGGCUAGCACUUAACAGCCAUAGGAAAUAAAUAUUAUGUAUAGACCUUUGCCUAGAGGUGGAAAGUAGAUAGACAGAAAAUCAUUAGGUAAUUUAAGUGCUAAAUUGGGUAGAGUUUUUAGUAUCCAAUCACUUCUAGACAGUCUAAUUUGUUAAAUUCUCACAGGAUGGUGAUUUAUAACCUACCUAGAGUUAUGAAUAUUCUUAGUGAGCUCAGACUUAGAGCUCUGUGAGAGACAUUUAGCUAAAUAAGUGUUCUAAGUCUGUGGUCCCCACAUCUGAUCAAAACCACCUGGAAAGUUUGUUUAAAGAUUUUAAAAUAAAAUGUUUUAAGAUUAGUUUCCCAGUCUGACCUACUAAAUCAAAAUGUCCAGGAGUGAAAUCUGGGGAUUCAUUGUUGUUAUUUUCAAAACUUCCCAGGCAAUUCUGAUCAGGCCAGUUUGGAAACCACAGCUGGAGAAUGUGGUAAAAAUGCAGAGAUCCAGGCCUUCCCAAUGAAAUGUUCCUGGGCUUCUGUAGGCUCCAUUAGUUCUCUAGGUGAUUUUGACACACACCAGACUGGGGCUUCCCAGGUGGCACUAGAGGUAAAGAACCCGCCUGCCAGUGCACUAGACAUAAGAGAUGAGGGUUGGAUCCCUGGGUCAGGAAGAACCCCUAGAGGAGAAAAUGACAACCCACUCCAGUAUUCUUGCCUGGAGAAUCUCAUGGACGAGGAACCUGAUGGGCUACAGUCCAUAGGGUUGCACAGUCUGACGUGACUGAAGUGACUUAGCACGCAUGCGUGCAGACUGAAAACCACUCUCCUAAGAGAUCAGAAGCCAGAUAUCAGAGCCUUUGGUGGUUUGUUUUUAAUACCAGUUGUUAUAAAUUUUGCUCAGUCUUUUUAGACCUUCACGUUCUCUUUUGUAUUACCCAUUCCAGAUAGAGUUUUUAUUACAAUAAUUCUGAAAAUAAUAGUGGAAGAACAAGUUCUCUGUGAAAAGAAAAUUGAUUUUUAUUCACUGAUUUGAACCCCUGCAAAAUCACAAAUAAAUGGGAAAUAAGUGUUGUAUUCAUGGUAGUUAUUGACCUUCAAUAUGAGUUUGUUAAAGUGUUAUUUUAUACUGAUAAGAGUAUUGUGGAAAUGGAGACUUUUUAAAAUACCUUCUUUAAAAUGAAGGUAAGUGUUAUUUUGUUCAUCUGUUAAUUUACUACUACCAGUUGCCUUGUUCCAAUUAAGUGAUGUAACUUCUCAAAUACUGCUUGGAAAUGUGACCAUUUAAAAAAAAAAUUGAAUAUGUUUUCUUUUCCCACUUGCUGACUCAGGAUAUUUCUGCCUUUUCAAGCAUUGCUAGAGGCUGGCCUACCAGCCCUUCUGGAUUUUCUCUCCCAACUGGUGAACAUUAUGGCCCUGAAACCAAUUAAGAAGAAAGUGAAAUAUAAUUCCUCUCCAUAUCCCUAUCUGUAAAGAAAAGAGAAAGAAAAAGAUAAGGAAGAAAAAAUAUUUACAUGAUUAGAAAUGUGAUUAUAUUAAAAAUAAUUAGAUCUUAUCAUUUGGAUGCUACCUCUUGGGUAAAACUGUUUGGAACAUGGAUAUCAUUGUAGCCCUUCCCUAGAGAAAUUUCCAUAUUUGAGACAAGAUUCCCCUUCACUUAUCCAGCUAGUCUGUGGCCAAGAAGAAAACAUAAGCAUUCCCUGCAGAGUGGUCUAAGAGAUAUGAGGAAGGGCUGAGAACAGAGCUGUGAGGUUGUGACUGCCCUGGCUUGCUAUUUUGAACAGAAUAGCUGAGUGAUCAAACAAGCUGGGAAAGGAACCACAGGUCACGGAAGGCCCCUCAGCAGCAAGUGAUGGUGUGCUCUUCUGUGCUAUAAUGAGCCAGGGUUCCUUUGAGAUGAUUUCUCUAACUCAGCAAUAGCUGAGGACUAUUUGGGUUCUUCGUUUUCUCUAUUUGGGUUCUUUCUUAUCUCCAGAUUUAACUCUUUUCCUUAGCUGGUCUGUAUUCUGUCCUCAGAACACUGUCCCAUCUAACAGAAGGCUCUUCCUGCCUUUUAUACUUUUGUAGGCAGUGGCCAAGGUUAGCAGAUGUAAAAAUUUCCUUGAUAGAUAUUCUGUACAAUCCAGUGAUUAGAUUGCUCAAGGAAAUAGACUUAAGUGCCCUUUUCUCCUUCACCCCCUUGGUUCACUAUGUAUAGGAAGAGGCCCCAGCUGUGUACAAGACUCAUUUAUUAAAGGCAAAUACCCCCCUGCUGCAAAUUGGAAUAGGUAGAAAGCCAGUCAAAAAUGUGCAUUGGAAAGAACUCUACAUGUAUCUUUGACUUGAGAAUAUAUCUACGCAUGAUCUUUGUUGUUGUUAGAAAAACCCUGCCCCCUCUUUGGCUUUCAAGCGUAAUCUGAAUUCUGUUCAGUUUUAUCUGCAGUUUUAGUAUAAUAAUGGUAUUGUUCUGCUUUAGGUUUCUCCAGGGAGAUAGAAGUAAUAAGAUACAGAUAUGUAUGUAUGUAUGUAUAUGAAUAUGUGUGUGUAUAUAUGUAAAGGGAUUUAUUAUAAGAAUUUGUCUCGUGUGAUUAUGGAGGCUGGCCAGCCUGAACCUGUGGAGCUGAUGCCCCAGUUCAAGUCCCCAGACUGGCAGACUGGAAGAGCUGAUGUUCCUGUUCAGAGGCCGUCAGACAGGAGAAUUCUCUGCUACUCAGGAUGGGGUGUCAACCUUUUGUUCUGUUCAGGUCUUCAACUGACUGGAUGAGCCCUACCUACAUUAGAGAAGGCAAUCUGCCUUAUGGCAUCUACCAAUGUAAGUGUUAAUAUUAUCCCAAAACACACUCACAGAAACACCCAGAAUAAUGGUUAACCAAAUAUCUGGGUAAACCCAUGUUCCAGUCAAAUUGACACACAAAAUUAACCAUUACUUGCAUUUAACAGUUCUUUACUAUAUAAUGGUACUGUUUUGAUAACUUUCUUCACACUCAACUUGAUUUACACUUAUCUGAUUAGGAACUAACCUACAUACAAUGGGAGUAAAGAGGAAAAGCAGAUAUGAAAGGAAGAAAAUAAGACAUUUUAUGAGAGGGGCAGUCCAGUAGUACUGGAUACCAAUAUCUGACUUUGUGUAAACUCUUCCUUCAGAUCUGUGAGUUGUGCAUGUUUCAUAUACUACCCUGGAAAUAAGAAAGCAAACAGUUCUCAUUUUAUAUUUGAGGGAACAAAUAUCUCAAAAUUUGACUAAUGAAAGGCAGCCAUUUGAAUCUGUAAUAAAGCCAAGACAUAACUGCAAAUCUUCAAAUUCCCCAUCUCCAUUCUAUGAUUUAGGUUUCUGGGAAGCAUUUGACCUGAAAAGCCUAUUUUAUUAAUAGAAUAUGAGCCCAGACAUUUAGAGAAGCAGAACUGGCUCUUCUUGGGUUGGAAAUUUAGUUUGUAUUAGACUUUGAGAUCAUGUUCAGAGACAUGUGUAAUUAAACUUGGGGCCAAGUUUAGUGCUGUUUGAAUAGCACGCAGCACAGAUAUGUCAUGAGAUGUUUGACAAGUUCCAAUGACUAAGAUAAUGUAAUGACUAAGAUAAUGUCACCCAAAUGCAGUGACUGUCAUUUAAUUUUGAACAUCAGCUUUCUUGUUUGCAAAUACAGAAAUUUUAAAAAGUUA
Molecule: messenger RNA, 5442 nt
Organism: Cervus elaphus (red deer)
Lineage: Eukaryota; Metazoa; Chordata; Mammalia; Artiodactyla; Cervidae
Gene: RAB29
Product: RAB29, member RAS oncogene family
Exons: 6
Coding region: 342-953 (203 amino acids)
Biological process (GO): vesicle-mediated transport
Cellular component (GO): trans-Golgi network; Golgi apparatus; vesicle
Molecular function (GO): GTP binding; GTPase activity
Source: RefSeq, a predicted model, not a curated record